AUGAUAUGGAAGCUGUUUAUCAUCGAAAAGAUACGAAAAGCAAAGGAUUUCAAGAGAUGGGACUUGGUGGACACGUGUAUUGCCUCGUCAAAGGUAUGCAAGCGGAAGAGCGAAAACGAAACGCCUCGAUGGACGACCGAUACUGGAUUAGCUAAGAUAAUCUGCCUAUUGCGUUUACUCCACGUGGCGAAAGACCGCUCGGGACGUCCCUAUCCGAUCUAUCACAAUGAGUUGAUGGAAAAUGUUCAUAAUUAUGAUCGAAGGACUAUUCGUUUGGGAGAGAAGCUAGACGGUGAGUUGCUGAAACGUUCGAAGGUGAAAGCCGAAGUGAUUCGAAAUGGGAUGAUGGUGUAUGUCGUGCUCGAAAAAGAGAUUGUCGAUUUGAUAGAGGAGCCAAACCUUGUCGGAAGUAUCAAACCAAAGGUUUGUAAUGAAGUGAUGGGUUCACUUCUUAAUCCAGUCAUCGCUCCACUACAUUUCGCAGAAGAAUAUGAUGGCGAAAACAACUUGUCAAUUACAAGCGGGACUUAUUCGACACACGAUGCCCAAUCGAUAACUUCUUAUGGAACAAGUGAUGGAAUCAAACGCAUCGAUUCUCGAGCGGAUCUGAGCAUCAAUUCUCGAGCGAGCGACGGAUCAAUCAAUCAAUCAGCAAGCAAGCGCUUUGAGAUACGAGGAUUUGGUGACGAGAGCCAUGAA
Messenger RNA from Mesorhabditis belari, 699 nucleotides. Lineage: Eukaryota; Metazoa; Nematoda; Chromadorea; Rhabditida; Rhabditidae. The record is from the annotation of a GenBank genome assembly.